AUGGCACUCGUUCUUCCUACCAAGUUUAAAGCUACUCAGGUAGUAUUGGCAGUACUAUUCAUAUUCACAAGUGUCAAUAUACUAUUAGCUCUUUAUUCCACUGAUAGAUCGACAACCAACAGUAAUAGCAACAAUGGCAAUGGCAAUGGCAAAAGCAGUGGCAGUUACUACAGCUACAGCAAAGAAGGGGUAUCUGCCAUAUUUGGUAAACUAUCUUCACUAACAAUACCCCUUCAACAGCAAAAGCAACUGGCCUCAGGGAAUGGCGAUGACUACAAAAUAGUAGGCUACCAUCACAAUGAAGAUACUGACUUUACUGUAUUUCAAAAGGAUUACCUGGCUAGUCAACAUCUUGCUUCUGAUACUACUCAUCAUUUUUGGAAUUUUGUCAAUUCUGAUUUAAAUACGAAGCAAAAUUAUGAUAUUAAAUUAAUCAAUGGAUACAACUAUAAAGACUACGUCUCCAAAUUGAACCAGGACCACUUAUUAAUGUUGAAUAGUUCAUUUUCUGACCACUACGAUAUGGAAAUGAAGUUUACUACUGCUUUUAUUGACUUUUUCAAUUCGAUAUUGAAAACAAUUGAAGAAUGUAAACCAAACAUCAAUGGUAUCAAUAAUGACGAACAUUACCCCAACGCUGCCAAAUUGGAAAAGCAUUAUCAAACUUUUAAUAAAUUGACUGACGAGGAAAUGAAUGAAUUCAAAUACAAACAGGAAUUGAUCCAUAAAAAUGGAAGAAUGCCAGUUUAUGGUGGCCAUUUACGAGAAAACUACCAACAAGAGUUAAUUAGAAGUAAAGAAUUGUUAUCCAUGUACAUUACCCUAAAUGACAUGGAAAUGGAGUCCCUCAAGAGUUCUCAUCAACAGUUUAUCAAGUCCAUGAUUAAAGAUUGGCCAGAAGACUUGACUAAAUUUAACAAAUACAACGAUUUCCUCAAGGGUGAUGGAAUAGUUUAUUUAGCCGGAGGCAAAUAUAAUCAAUUGGCAUUGCUUUCAAUUAAAGUCUUGCGGGAAAAUGGUUCACGCUUACCCGUCGAAGUAAUCAUCCCCAAACACGAAGAUUAUGAUGAACAAUUUUGUAAUCGGAUCUUGCCUACGUUGAAUGGGAAAUGUAAAUUAAUGAGUGACUAUAUUCCCAAAUCUUAUUAUGAAGGGGUCAUCAAAAAUGGAGGUUCAGCUGCUGGUUAUCAGAUGAAAAAUGUGGCCAUUUUCAUUUCAUCAUUUGAGCGUGUCUUGUAUCUUGAUGCUGAUAAUAUCCCCAUCAAGAACCCCGACAUUUUAUUUGCUAAUAAGCCAUUUACCAAUAAACAUCUAGUUAUAUGGCCUGAUUUAUGGAGAAGAUCAACGUCACCUAAAUUUUAUGAUAUUGCCGGUAUUAAAGUUGACCCUGCCAAGAAAGUGAGAAACUCAUACACCAAAGGUGAUCCUAGGGGUGUGUUUCAAAGUGCUGAUUAUGAAACAUCAAUUGCUCAUAAUUCAUUCCAUGAUUGUCAAGGAGCUAUUCCGGAACCAAGUUCAGAAACGGGUCAAUUACUCAUUAAUAAAAAGGUCCAUUUCAAAACAUUGUUACUUUCAAUGUAUUACAACACUUAUGGCCCUGAUUAUUAUUACCCAUUGUUGAGUCAGGGUGCCGCUGGUGAAGGUGAUAAAGAAACUUUUAUUGCUGCUGCUCAUAAAUUGGAUUUACCCUACUAUCAAGUACAAGAAUUCAAUCGAGAAUUUGGACCCAAGGAUGCAACUACUAAUAAACAUUUAUAUUUUGCCAUGGGUCAGUAUGAUCCAAUCAUUGAUUACAUUCAAGCCAAUAACGAUACCGAAUAUAUUAGCAGCAAAGAUAAUUCCAAGCUGAAGGAGCAAAAACAAGAGGGUGAUCAAGAGGGUGAUAAUCCAUAUUUAUCUACCCCGCCCACCGAAUUUGCCAGCCAUGGAAAGGACAAUAACAAAUAUAAUUACGAUUAUCAUUUAUACAAAUCGUCGUCAUUAUUUUUCCUUCAUGCCAAUUGGCCCAAAUACUAUUUCCAACAACUAUUCAAUUCUGACGAAAGAGGACCUGUUGAUAACAAGGGCAAUAGAAGGCGUCUAUACGGUAAUGAACUAAGACGGGAGUUGGGCUCGGAAGUAGCAACUGCGUCAUCUUCUACGAAUAGCUACGAUUUCGAAUUGAAGGUGAUUGAACAAUUGCAGAUGUUGUUUUGUACCGAUCCGAAAUUUGAUUUGGAACAUGUUCCCAGUGCUGACAGCAAUGAGCGGAGAGAAGUUUGUAAUAAGGUUGAAGAACAGAGGCUGUUUUUGAAAAUAUCCUAA
Messenger RNA from Lodderomyces margitis, 2304 nucleotides. RefSeq names its product Mnn24p (gene MNN24). The transcript has a single exon. The record is from RefSeq and is a predicted model, not a curated record. Gene Ontology annotation, cellular component: Golgi apparatus. Gene Ontology annotation, biological process: mannan biosynthetic process. Lineage: Eukaryota; Fungi; Ascomycota; Pichiomycetes; Serinales; Debaryomycetaceae. Gene Ontology annotation, molecular function: alpha-1,2-mannosyltransferase activity. Bases 1 to 2304 code for a protein of 767 amino acids.